UUACCAGUCACAAAUAUCGAAUAGAGGACAUGAUUUAAGAGACCUCUGCAUCAUAUAGAAAAAGGAAACUGAAAGUCAGAGAUGGCAAAUGGACCAGGAUUGUCCAUGGCUAAGGGUGGGGAAAUUUACGUAGGGACUGAAAUCAGAGAUUCCGUCUCCCUGUUGAAUGUUCUCUAUGCAAAUCAGUUUGAAAGAGAGUCUUCUAAUCCAGAAGAUCUUAAGCAGACAGAGGAAAACUUUUACAGAGGGGCCCCACCCACAUGGCUAAACUUUCACAUUAGUGAACAGGCAGAGUCAAAGGGCACUGGAACUCCUUUUAUUAAACGAGACGGAUGCACUAAACUUGUGGAACAAAUUAACAAAAGCAGAAAACGCCCUGGAAUACACACUGUUAAACUGUUCCACCAGCCAGGAUGUGGGGGAACCACACUGGCCAUGCAGGUGUUGUGGGACUUACGGAAAUCAUUCAGGUGUGCCGUUCUAACAGACUCAACUUCAGACAUCACACAUGUUGCAAAGGAGGUGGUCAACCUCUUCACCGCAGGGAGUCGAGGCUACCAGAACACUGUGCUGCUGUUACUGAGCAGUGAGCAGAUUUUGGAAAAUCUGCAGGAAAGCAUCAUGAAGACAAUUGCUGAACAGAAGAUAAAAAUCCAUAUGACUGUGGCGAUUUUACUCAGCUGUGUGAGAAAAGAGGAAGUUGGAGAGAGUGACAGUGAAGCCCUAAAAAGUGACCGUGCGGGCCUAAAAAGUGACCUUGAGGUCCAAAAAAGUGACAGUGUGGUCCUAAAAAGACAACUCUCUGACACAGAGGAGGAAAAAUUUAAUGAGAAAAGGGAAGAGCUGAGCAGAAGGUUUAGUGAUAAAUAUGAACAAUUUCAUGGCUUUAACAUCAUGCAAACUAAUUUCUCUCAAGCCUACGUUAAAGAUGCAUGCUCAGAGUUCAGAAAAGCAAAUACACCACUGAAGACUCAGCUUGCUGCCUUCCUAUCCCUGCUGAAUGCCUAUGUACCAGGUUCAUAUCUCCUGGAGUCUCAGUGCCUGAACUUCCUCAGACAUGAUGAGGACAGACUGGAGCCAUUUAGUCAUCUCAUCGUCAUCUUCCAACCGGAUGAAACAUCUGAAAGAAGAGUCGCCAUGGCUCAUCCAAUGAUAGCACAGGCAUGUACUGAACUGAUGGCAGAGGCAGGUGUGACCAGAAGUGGCACAGCAAGAAACCUUUUGACCUGUUUGUGCAAAGAUGAGGUUCCUCCAUGUUUGAUUGGCUUUGUCAAAGACAUGUUAACCAAAAGAGAAAUGAAAAGAGAAGAGAAUCCAGUCAAAAGCAAAGACAGUAAAGAGGAAAAAGAAAUGUUUUCUAGACUGAUUCUAGAUAUUCAAAAAAAGGAGGAAGAAGAAGCCCAGAGUGCAUCAGUUUUAGAGAUGGCAUCAGAGAAAUUUCAGCAGAAUCCAUUUUUUCCACAAGCCCUUGCUCGUGUUUAUUACAUAGAAGUAAAAGACUACAACCAAGCAGAGAAAUGGGCAGAAGAGGCAAAAAAAAGAGAUCCUCAAAAUUCUUUUGUUGCUGAUACACUGGGCCAAGUCCAUAAGUACCAUCUGAAAAAGCUGGAGAGCGGACCAAGAGAAAUUUUGCAGCUGGCCACAAAGGCCAUUGAAGCUUUCAAACAUGAAGAACAACUUGCUGAAAAGGAAUGUGGACCAGACAUGAAAGGUGUUGGCAUGAGGAAAGUCUCACAUGUUUUUAACACCAGCGGGAAGUUUGGUUACCUGCAGGUUUGUUAUAUUCUGUAUGACCGUCUUGUCAAUCAGAACAACACCUGGAAAAGAGUUCUCACAAAGGAGGAGUCCACACACUUUGUCCAGGACUUUCUCAGAGAAAAUGAACUCCUCGGAUUUCAAGAUCUAAUAAACAGCCUCAGAGACGACGUUGAAAGAAAAUGUGCAUUUUUUGAUAAAUUCCUGACUUACUCAAAGCCUGACAUGAAGAAAAAGGAUGUCUGCAACAUGUCAGAAUGCUACAGGAAGUAUGUUGGAGACUCUCCACCCUCACACAUUAAAGAAAAAUGUGCUGGUCUCAUGCAGAAGCUUAAACAGAACCUGGCUGAGACCUCUGCUGGAGUACUCUCAUGUCUUGACAGAGAAUACACUAAAUCAGAGCUUAAAGAAAUAACUACAUGGUGGGAAGAAAUCUACUCAAGCAAAGAUUCAUUAACAGCUCUGACCAACUACAUUCUUGCCCAUAUCAUGUUAUUAAAUGCAGAAGUACAGUUUCAUUCCAAACUAAAGUAUCUAACUGCGUUUAAAAGGAAGUUGCCCCUGAGUCCAAACGACACACCUGAGGCCCACAUGUUAGCCCUCAUGUUAUACUGGCCUACAGACAGCAAAAAAAAAUGUGACUUUGACCUCAGCAAGUUAGUCCAGGAUAUGCGCCGCUCUUAUGAACAGGCAUAUGAGACAUACUUUCGAUCGAGGUACCUUCGCCCUCUGUUUUUCAUUGGAAAAGGUCAAGAUCUGAACAGAAUUGUUCACAGAAAAGUCCUCGAGGGAUUGUUUCUUGAUCAAGAGAAGGAGGAAAUAAACGAUAAGAGCAACUGGAACAAUGAGAAGAUUUUCCAAGAUCCCAAGGUUCAAGAACGCCUUCUCAGAGUUGAAGGGGUGAUACAAAACUACACAGUGUAUGCUACGGUUGGAGGCACAGAGAUUGCGGUGGAUGCAAACCUGCGAAACAGCCUCUGGAAACCACGUUCAGUUUCCUUUUACCUUGGGUUUACCAUCAGAGGGCCUGUAGCCUUUGGCAUCCAGACCAAAGCUGCAUAAAAAGCAUGAAGCAUGGAACAUUACAACAUUUGAAAAGAAUCCUGUCGACAAACAACCAACAGACAUCAGUUACUGUAUUUUUGCAUUUUUACAUUUUGUGUAUUCUGUAUUUUUUUUUUUCUGUUAAUGUUUAACAUUUUUUAAUGUUACUAUUUUAGACUGUAAGUGUCUUUAUCUAUGGUGAUGCUCACUGUUGGAUCCUUUAGUAUGAAAUGUGCUUUAUAAAUAAUGUUCCUGGUUUCUUGGGCAAGCAAAUAACUGGGUAAAUUAAGAUAGAUGUUAAAUAUAUUGCUGGCAAGCGAUGUGUAACAUCUGUGUCACGUGCAGUUUUGGAAAUAAGGAGGGUGAAACGUGAAAAUGUCACAGGUCUUUAUUGGUUUAUCUGAGCCAUCAGCUCCUCCAGCUGUGGCCGUGCCUUGAACCGCGCUUUGUAAUCAGCCUCCGUGUGCUGAGAGGGAGAGAGGGAGGAGAGAGGUGAGGAGGUUACUACUGAA
This is a messenger RNA of Toxotes jaculatrix (banded archerfish), 3311 nucleotides long. RefSeq names its product sterile alpha motif domain-containing protein 9-like. Lineage: Eukaryota; Metazoa; Chordata; Actinopteri; Toxotidae. Gene Ontology annotation, molecular function: protein binding. The record is from RefSeq and is a predicted model, not a curated record. The transcript has 4 exons. Gene Ontology annotation, cellular component: cytoplasm. Bases 82 to 2817 code for a protein of 911 amino acids.